CGUGAGCGAAAGCUCGCGGUCCUCCACCCCACCCCUCACCGGAACCGGAUCGAAUUUUAGAGCGUCUGGGAGGUGCCGCCUCUUUUGUCUGCUCCUUCCACGUUCGAGCUAUUCACGGAGGGCCGACCGGGCGAAUCUGGUGCAAGAGAGGAGACAUUGAGCUCAAGUGCAGAAGUGCCUUACAUGUGAAAUCCAGCUCUCUGCUUUGCUCCUCUGUGCUAGUUUCAUCAGGAAAAGAAAUCAACUCCAACUCCAUUCCAGCAAUAAGAUUCAGCGUUUUUGGCUGUGGGAUUGUCCCCAUCUGCAUAUAAUAGGAAUGGAGACUAUAAGAAAAAGCCUCAUUGCUCUGCUGUGCCUUGGAAGCUCUUGAUCUGGAAGUCUGAGAAAGUUGGGAAUACAAAUUAAAGCACCACAGAACUCUGCAGCAGAGAAAUUAUUCUGUCAGGAUGUUUACACUGUCGGCAGAGAACAGACUUUCUACUGUGCCAGCUUUGAGUUUGCCUGAAGGAAGAACUGAACUUGCCACCAUGGAAGAACAUCAGCAUCUACAUUGCGUCAACUGUGUUAGUCGGCGUUGUAUGACCAGACCAGAAGCUGGCAUUUCCUGCGACUUGAUUGGUUGUCCAGUGGUUUGUGGAGCAGUAUUUCAUUCAUGUAAAGCUGAAGAGCAUCGCCUUCUAUGUCCACUUGAAAGAGUGCCUUGCCUCAACAGUGGCUUCGGCUGUCCAUUUACUGUGGCAAGAAACAAAAUUGCUGAACACCUAGAAACUUGCCCUGCGAGUGUGGUAUGCUGCACUAUGGAGUGGAAUAGAUGGCCAGUCAGUUAUGCUGAUAGAAAAUCUUAUGAAAAUCUAAGUAAAGAUGUUGAUGAAGUUGAACAGUUAGACAUGGCUCUUGCCCUUCAAGAUCAGCGAAUGCUCCUUGAAUCUCUCAAAGUUGCAACUAUGACAUCAAAAACAGUUGACCAGGUGACAAAAUCCAGAGAACAGAUUUCUGUUGCAAAUGCCCCAGAUGCUGCACUUGCAAAUGGCUUGAUGCCUGUAGAUGAAGAGUCGUAUGGUGCACUUUAUCAAGCCACUGUAGAAACAACUAAGAGUUUAGCCACAGCUCUGGAUAUCCUGAACACUGCUACUAGAGAUAUAAGCAUGUUAAGUUCUAAACUUGGUAUCUCACCAUGUGAAACAAAUGAAGAUUUUGGGUCAAAAGAGCAAAAUUGUAAUAGAAGUAUGCAUAAGAAGGUUGGGCAUGACUAUCAAGAUGGUGAUAACAUGGGAGCAGUUGGUGGCAUUGAGUUGGAUGUUUUGAGUCAAAAUGCACAGUUGGAACAAAAUGGCUCAAGUGACAUUUGUUACGAUACCAUGCAACAGUACAACUUGAAUAUGAGCCUUGAUAAUACCUCUUUAUGUAAUGGCUUUUAUGUAGACAAUACUGGUGAAGAUACUUUGCAGCAGAGUGAAGAACUAGAAACAUGUAAUUCUGACCAAUCUAAUGUAGCAAAUGGUGUAAGCAAUGAAUCUCCUUGUGAUGAAGCAUUGAGUUCUUACAACCUUAUUCCUGUAGCACCACAAGUUAGGGAAGAAAUACCUCUGCACAGUUUAUCUAAUGGCACCAUUAAUCAUGUAUAUUUUCCUCGUGACUGCGGUGAAGAACUAUUACAGAGGCAAAUAGAACAAGACAGACUCAGAAACAUAGAUGUAUUUUCUUUAAUUCCCCAUCGUACCUAUACUUUCCUUGCAAAUCACUACUUAUCUACACCAAAGGAAGACAAAGCAGUAGAUACUUCGGAUUUGGAAAUAACAGAAGAUCCUAUGGGUCUUCAGGGAAUAGACUUAAUCACAGCAGCGUUACUGUUCUGUCUCGGGGACUCACCUGGUGGCAGGGGAAUAUCUGAUAGUCGUGUUAUUGAUGGAUACCGUGUUGAUUUCGGAACUCAGACAUUUUCUCUCCCAUCUGCAAUUCUGGCCACAAAUACAAUGGUAGGGGAAAUUGCUUCAGCCUCUGCGUGUGAUCAUGCAAAUCCACAGCUCUCAAAUCCAAGCCCUUUCCAGACUCUUGGGCUAGACUUGGUACUAGAAUGUGUGGCUAGAUACCAAACAAAGCGCUCAAUGUUUACAUUUGUUUGUGGACAAUUGUUUAGACGAAAUGAAUUUUCUUCACAUUUUAAGAACGUACAUGGUGAUAUUCACGCUGGCCUCAAUGGCUGGAUGGAGCAGAGAUGUCCUCUAGCUUAUUAUGGGUGUACAUAUUCUCAGCGCAGAUUUUGUCCUUCGACACAGGGGGCAAAGAUUAUUCAUGAUCGUCAUCUUCGGUCGUUUGGGGUUCAGCCCUGUAUAUCUACUGUGCUGACAGAGCCUGACAAGAGAUGUUGCUUAGGUCUGCGUAGUGAUCAUUUGAGCAAUCUUCCUUUUGAAGUUCUACAACAUAUUGCAGGUUUUCUAGAUGGCUUUAGUUUAUGUCAGCUUUCCCAGGUGUCACGAUUAAUGAGAGAUGUAUGUGGAAGCUUACUACAGGCACGUGGAAUGGUCAUACUGCUGUGGGAAAAGAGGAUGUAUCCAGAUGGAAGUUCUUCAUGGCAAAUAAAGGAGAAGGUGUGGCGAUUCAGCACAGCAUUUUGUACUGUAAACCAAUGGAAGUUUGCUGACAUUGUCAGCAUGGCUGACCACUUGAAGAAAUGCAGCUAUAAUGCUGUAGAGAGACGGGAGGAGGCUGUGCCACUGCCAUGUAUGUGCGUCACACGAGAGCUUACAAAAGAAGGACGAUCGUUGCGCUCCGUCUUGAAACCCGUACUUUAAGCACGAAGAAUUUACUCCCACUUGCACAUACACUCAAGCACCUGAUAUAACCUCUGUGUAAUAUUUUGUGACACUUUAUUAAUUUACUAAAGAUGAUUUUUGAGGCAAAUCUACUCUUAUGUACAUAAUGUUUUGAAGUGGCAUUUAUUUUUUUAUAAUACUGUCUGGUUAGAAUUAAUGAAAGUUGCCUUAAUGUUUGAAACUAUGGAACUUGCUGGACAGGGUAGUUUUGUAUAACUUUUAUCAUCUUAAACUUUUCAUUAGUUUUUUUUUCUGAUUUUGGUGUCCAUUUCUUUUUAUUGACUUCUGACUUCCGGAGGAUAUGCACAUUCAGACAGGAACUCAAAUUGUAUAGAGAGGAAUCUGACCAAGCAAUGUAUUAAACUGGUCUCUUUAUGAGUUGGGAUAUAACCAUUUAAAAAUGGUAUUCUGUUCAGAAUUUGGCAGCACAUAUCUUGACCUUUAAUGAUUGUUGUACUCAUUUAAGCUGACUGUUAUAUUUAAUACAGUUUCUAAUUAUGGGAAGAUCAUGGUUUGUAUUAAACUAUCCUUCUACCAAUGGAAUGGACACUGAUAGUGGAACUAAUUCCCCCUCCUCAUGUGCUCCCCCCCCAAAUCUGCUUCUGGAGGAUAGGGGGAGCAGAUUUAAGGAAUGAGGAAGGGAAGGACCUAUUGCACAAGCAGAAGUCCACUUGCAUAAAGUUGGUUUUAGCCCUUAUAUAGGAUGUGUUUUUAGCAUUGAUGCAAAUGAAACUCUUGAUCUGAAUGGAGCAGAACUGCAUCUUAUGUGAAUUUGGAACUUGCAGUAGAUUUGCUUCUAAUGAUACCUUCCCUUGAUGGUCAAUACAAGCUGCUGCUACUAGCAGUCAAACGGAACAAAAUUUAAUUGUUUUUGUACUUAGACUAGCAUUUUGGGUUCACAAACGAUCUUCCCUUUUUUUGGUAGAUUGAUAAAUGGUGAACUUGAACAAAAUUCCUGUUGCUUGCUGAAAACUAGCUGCACAGGAGUAAAAGUUUUAGAUGCAUAUACCUAAUGAAGGGCUUAGGUUUUAUGGUGUCAAUAGAAUACAUCUAACAUGUCUACAGAUGUUCUACUUGGCUUCUAAAUUGUAUAGGACUCUGAUUCUGAACACACACUGAAGUAAGUUCCAUUGGAAUUUGCUUACAAGAAGAUGUGUUUAGGAAAGAGGUGUCAGUACGCCAUCUUUAUAAGAUGAGAAUCCAUUCAUUGCAUAAAGCAUAUCUUAAAUACAAGUUCAUCCAUUUCAUAAAUCCAUAUUUUCCAUAGUCUUCCAUAAUGAGGACAUUGUGUUGAAUGUUUACUGUAAUUAUGAGAAUGCCUUUAUACUAGCAUAAUUCAGAGGAUUUCAUACUUGAUACUGCUAGUUUAUUGAGUUUGGUGCCACAGACUAACAGAACAAGUUUGUAUAAAUAAAAUAAUUUGUUUCUAAUUUUAAGGAAGAAAAGUAUUGACAAGCUGAUUAUAGAAAUGGCUACAUAUGUAAUGUUUGUAAUGAAGUCAUUUAAGUAUACUUGAUCAAGAGUUCAUAUAUUUGGCAUAUAUGAAUCCAAUCUGGGACAUAAUUACAUUUUUCAUAACUUAGGGUGUCCCAUGUUUUAAAAAACAAGCAAACAAACUAAGCCUCAUUCUCUAGUGCCAUAGAGUGAGACCACUAAAGAAUGUGGGUACUGGCUCUUUAUAGCUGAUGUCUGUAAUGCCUGGAUCUUGGAAUCAGUUAACUAUUCUCACAAAGCUGCCUUUCUCUUUGAAGAAAGUACCGAUAAUUUUUCUUCAAUCCUGUGGAAUCUUGUCUUUAGUUGACAGAAGAACAUUUCUAAUUUUAGUAGCUUGGAGAAGAGCGAAGGGGAUGUUACUAUACCAGUCCAGAUAAUAUGCUGAUCCUUCUUUUAUAUAGGCAAUCCCUACAAUCAAAAAAUCUUAAAUCUCUAGCUAUAGGAAGUAGUUUAGCAAUUUCUGGCCACUUGCUUUUCUCCAGAAAAAGAGCAGUCAGCUUCAAAUAACCAAUAAUAUUCAUUCCACAGUAUUGCAAGCUCCUUCUGUAUAUCACUAGUGUUUAAUCAUCAGAAAUCUUAGCUAGUGUAUACUUCAUUAAUUAUACUUUUUGUUGUUGGAAUUCAAGGUUGGCAGAAAUGUAUCUUGGCCCCUUGAGUAUAUGGCAACUACAAAAACACUAGAACGUGCUCUAGCUUCAAAAGAAGUGUAGUUGUACCUGUGGUAAACAGUUGGUUCCUUUUUUCACAUUAAGCAUUUUGAACAUGUCUUUCUCAACACAACAUGCACUUUUACUUUCAAAUCUAAAUACUGUGUUGUUGUUUUAAAAAACUUAAUCCAGAGCUAUUAAAGCAGUAAUGCUGUAAAGAAUUCUAUUUGGUAUACUCUUGUGUACAAGAAUUCAAUACAAAUUUAAGAUAUCAGUAUUUUAUACUGCUAUGCAGUGUUUUUUUUAAAAAAAACAGUGAUAUAUAGUUUGUCAAUAAUACUUGAGUUUCUUUCCUGUAAUAUAUCUUGCAUUUUAAAUGUUCAUUGAGUCUCUGUUGCAGUUGCUUUGCCUUUUUUCAUAUUCUCAGCUAUUCCUUUCUUACCAAUACACUACUACCUUUUAAAAAUGUUUUGUUAAUGGUGGUGUUUUUUGCAAUGUCUGUCAUAAUCCUAAUAAAACACAUUUGCCAUUUCUCUAUUUAGUACACUUUUUUGGUUGAUAACCUCUUUUGUGUUAAUGACCUCUAUACCUAUGCAUAAUACAUUGAAAUAAAAAUAUUUAAGUUAGUGAAGGAAUGCCACUAUGAAAUAUGGUUUCUAGAAUCUGGAAUGAGAAAUCCUUAUCCCUUAGUGUACUUCAAUAAGUGGAAAUGUAAAUUUAAUUAAAAUACCUGAAGAAGGCUAA
Elgaria multicarinata webbii is the source of this 5698-nucleotide messenger RNA. RefSeq names its product F-box protein 30 (gene FBXO30). Gene Ontology annotation, molecular function: zinc ion binding; protein binding; ubiquitin protein ligase activity. NCBI's taxonomy places the organism in Eukaryota, Metazoa, Chordata, Lepidosauria, Squamata, Anguidae. Bases 447 to 2792 code for a protein of 781 amino acids. The record is from RefSeq and is a predicted model, not a curated record. The transcript has 8 exons.